Molecule: messenger RNA, 1632 nt
Organism: Alternaria atra
Lineage: Eukaryota; Fungi; Ascomycota; Dothideomycetes; Pleosporales; Pleosporaceae
Exons: 3
Coding region: 1-1632 (543 amino acids)
Molecular function (GO): oxidoreductase activity, acting on paired donors, with incorporation or reduction of molecular oxygen; heme binding; iron ion binding
Source: RefSeq, a predicted model, not a curated record
AUGGCCAUCCUCGAUAUUGUUCAUGUGGCUUGGAAGUCAUCUUUUGCACUGAAAUUUGGGCUCAUUGCUACAACGCCAAUACUACUUCUGUUGACGAUAUACUUCAUUGUCGUACCGAACGCCAUCAAGCAGGAUCCUCGGCGUCGACACCUGCCACCAGGUCCGAAAGGCCAUCCAUUCGUCGGUUCUCUCUUCGAACUCGCAGAUUCGGAAGCCGUGCGCGACAAGGUCGUUGCAUGGCGCAAACAAUACGGUCAUGUUUUCCACACCAAAAUCGGUGGAACAGAUUACAUUUGGCUGUCCUCACCACAGGCUGUUAAAGAUCUCAUGGACAAAAAAUCAAACAUUUACUCCUCUCGAGCCCCGGCCCCCAUGGCACAAGAUGUCUUAUCAGCAGGUCGACGACAGUUGUUCAUGCAGUACGGACCCAGGUGGCGGAGCAUCCGAAAACACAGCCAUGCGCUCCUUAACCUCAACGCGAGUAUCAAUUACCAGCCUAUCCAAGACUUUGAGAGUAAGGUGCUGCUGAAACAGUUGAUGCAAGACCCCAACGACUUCAUGUCCAUCAACAGACGCUACUCAGCUAGCGUCAUAAUGCUCGUCACAUAUGGCUACCGCAUACCCAGCUGGGAUGACCCACUUAUAAAACGCAUCUACGACUUGUUGGAGCGCUUCACUAGGAAUACCGCACCGGGAGCAUGGGCCAUUGACUCAUUUCCCGCUCUAGCGUCCCUGCCGCAAUGGCUAUUCGGGAACUGGAGAACACACGGUCAGAAGCUUCACGAGCAGGAUAGCAAAGUGUAUCUUGAUCUGUGGAACAAACUCAAAAAGGAUACGGACGCCGGAGUGGCAAAGGACUGUUUCACAAAGACAUUUUAUCUAAAUGGGCCCGAAAAGUCUGGCAUCGAUGAUCUGGCCGCUGCGUACACAUGCGGUGGACUUGUUGAAGCUGGCUCUGAAACCACAGGUUCGACACUAAACAACUUUGUGCUUUCUAUGGUUUUGUUUCCGGAGGCGCAGAGGAAGGCGCAGGAAGAGUUGGAUCGGGUGGUUGGCAAGGAUAGGCUGCCGACGUGGGAAGACGAGGAGAAUUUGCCGUAUGUCAGGAGUGUGAUUAAGGAAGUGCUGAGGUGGAGACCGGUGAAUAAGUUUGGAAUGCCGCACGCGACUAGCGAAGAUGAUUGGUAUGAGGGCUGGUUCAUUCCCAAAGGGAGUGUUGUCGUCCUGAAUUGGUGGGCGAUACACAAUGAUCCCGAGGUCUGGUCUAACCCCUCUGCUUUCGAUCCUUCUCGCUACUUGAACCAUACUGCAUCUGCAGCGCACUAUAUGAACACUGCCGACCCUUUAGAGCGUGAUCACUUCACCUACGGCGCGGGACGACGCUCAUGUCCAGGCGUGCACGUCGCCGAGCGCUCACUCUUUAUCAACGUCUCACGCGUACUCUGGGGUUUUAACAUCACCAAGAAAGCUGGAAAAGACGGGGAAGAGGUGGAAGUCAACAGAAAAAUGGAGCCAGGUUUCAUGAGUGUACCGGAGCCGUUCCAGUGUGACAUCAAGCCUAGGAGUGAGGCGCAUGCCAAUGUCAUGAGAGAGGAGAGUGAGAGAGCAGAGAGAGAGGGCUUGAAUUACUGA